UACCUGUCACCAUUUUCCUCCAUCUUCCCUCACUUCCUAUCACCCCUCCUUUAAAUAUCACAUUAAUUCAUUCCAGAAUCCAUUCAAAAUCCCACAAAUUAUCUGCUUCCUUCCCAGCUACCUGUUCCAGAUCCAAAUGGUCAAGAACAUCAUGAAGUUGCCUUCUCUCUUUAAGAACAAGGAAACAAAGCAGCAGCAGCAGCCAUGGCAGUGGCCCUUAUGCAACCACCCCAAGACUCUGUCUUUCCGAGCUGGGAGUACUGGGGACGACAUGUUCAAGACAGUCAACUCUGUUUUCUUCGAUCCCAACAUCGUUGCUGACGGGGUCGAAACGCCCGAGUCGUGGUUCACAAACUCGUCGGAGUCAGCAAGCCACAACUCGACUGAGUCCUCCGACGACUUCGACGGCGAGUCGUUGGAGCUGGUGGUGCGUGGCGUGCGGUCUGAGAGGCUGUUCUUCGAGCCCGGCGCCGACACGAGCUCGAUUCUGGGGAAGGCAAAAGACGUCGGCGGGUUUCCGUUCAAAGAGAGCGUUGUGUUGGCGAUGGACUCGGAGGAUCCGUACGUCGAUUUCAGGCGGUCGAUGGAGGAGAUGGUGGAGUCUCAUGGGCUGAAAGAUUGGGAGUGCUUGGAGGAGCUGCUCGGGUGGUAUUUGCGGGUCAACGGGAAGAAGAACCAUGGGUUUAUCGUCGGAGCAUUUGUGGAUCUGCUUGUUGGUCUUAAUGCUAGUAAUUCCUGUUCAGAUUCCACGUCUUAUUCUUCUGCCGUGUCUUCUUUCUCUUGCUCUCUGCUCUGUUCAUCUCAGGGCCAGAGUGAGAUUGAUGAGGUAGAGAAGAUGAUAAUGUCUUAGCUUUUUUAUUAUUAUUAUUAUUAUUAUUAUUAUUAUUUUAAAUUUUUUUUUUUUGUAUAUUAGUAGGUUAAAAAAUUGACAAUAUAUUGAGAUAUGAAAUGCUCUCUAUCCUUCUAA
Molecule: messenger RNA, 967 nt
Organism: Alnus glutinosa
Lineage: Eukaryota; Viridiplantae; Streptophyta; Magnoliopsida; Fagales; Betulaceae
Product: transcription repressor OFP13
Exons: 1
Coding region: 137-850 (237 amino acids)
Biological process (GO): negative regulation of DNA-templated transcription
Source: RefSeq, a predicted model, not a curated record